GAGCCUUCGAGGUCGUCGUGAUGAAGGCGACGGACGGGGCCGAGCUGGACGAUGGCCUGCCGACCACCCGAAGUAACCGAGAGUUCUCCCGCUUCCUCGACAACCUGCCCCUCGGAGACGAGAUAGCGGUGAAGCCGGGGCGCGCGAGGCUGGUGUACGGGGGCGCCAACCAGCCGAUAACGGACCUCGUCCUCGUCGCCAAUGGGGUGGGCGUCGUGCCGAUGAUCCAGAUGGUGAACGAGCUCUUGCCUUCCUCGUCGUCUUCGGUGGCUUCCGCGUCUGUCGUCUGGCUCAAUGAGAAGGCCGAGGACUUCGCCCUCUACUCGGAGCUGGAAAAGGCCUUCUUCCGGAACCACCGCAAGCUGGACGUGAGCUGCAUCGUCGAGAGGGAUCUGUUCGGGAGCCACCUCGAGGCCAACGCUAACGUUAACGCGGCCUCUCCCGAGUUUAAGAUCGGCACCCUGGCCGCGGUGGCAGGGCCAGAUUUCUUCACACGAAAGGUGACCGACUACCUGGUCCGAAGGGGCUACCCCGAAGAUGCCAUCAUCAGUCUCUGACCAUCUCCACAGCUCGAUUCCCGCGGGGUGCGAGCGGGCUGCAUCAAUAUGUAGGAGAAGAGACCAUCAUCAGCCCCUCAUCAUCUCCCAAGCUCGAGGCUUGUCUAGCGGACGGGGUCGGAGCGGCGUGCAUCAGAAAGGAAGCCGGCCCCGCCGCUUGCCCCGCUCCCGCCGUUCAACCGCCCCCAUCGUUAUGGUGUUCUUUUCCGUGAACCGUGUUGUAUUUUUCUGCUUCUUUUUAUGUCUUGCACUCUACCUCGGUGGAGCAGCAGCAGUGCAUGAGUUGUUGGUGACUGUGUGCGUUCCACCUCGUUCCUUCUUCUUUCUCUCUUGUUGUUGGUGUUUCGUUUUGUUGAUGCGUGUGUGCAAGGGGUCGAAUGGUGACGCUUUGGAGCUGCUGUGUGAAAGAGUAGCUGGCCGCUGCUUCCCCGCCGUUACUGCUUGUUCGUGUCCGUGGGAGGCCUUUCUUGGUGCUGAGGAGUGUCGCAAGCAGCGCGCCCGUACACCCGUCUCCCUUGUGCUUACACUGUAUCACAUGUUAAAAUCUGCGGAUAGUUGGUAGAGGGAGGGUGCACCAGAGAAAGACAUUCCUUAUCGCACAUAAGCCAACUUUACUGUUUUCCGGAAAUCUCGGUGUUUUUCUUUUAUCGUUUGUUUCACUUCACCUCUUGGAGACUUUUCACUUGAAGGACUUGACACGCAAUCACGGUACUACAGGUACGGGGGAUGUGUACUACUUGACCUCCCCCCCCUUCGAGGAUUUACUUGACCACGUCUGAUACACAUUUACCUACGACAGGCAAGUCACAGCGUUCAGGAUAGAUACAGAGCACGGGAUCAUUUCCUUUUCUGGUGUGAUGGGAUUCAAAAGUAGACAGUAAAUUAAAUAGCAGCGAGGUGGGCGCGCGAACCAAAGCCAAUAGUUU
Messenger RNA from Ectocarpus sp. CCAP 1310/34, 1483 nucleotides. NCBI's taxonomy places the organism in Eukaryota, Phaeophyceae, Ectocarpales, Ectocarpaceae. The record is from the annotation of a GenBank genome assembly.